Achroia grisella is the source of this 771-nucleotide messenger RNA. RefSeq lists its product as uncharacterized. Gene Ontology annotation, biological process: DNA integration. NCBI's taxonomy places the organism in Eukaryota, Metazoa, Arthropoda, Insecta, Lepidoptera, Pyralidae. Gene Ontology annotation, molecular function: nucleic acid binding. The transcript has a single exon. The record is from RefSeq and is a predicted model, not a curated record. The coding region runs from base 1 to 771 and encodes 256 amino acids.
AUGGGGAUUGUCAAAUCCAAGUCCUUAGCCCGCAGCUAUGUGUGGUGGGCGGGCCUGGAUGAAGCGGUGGAACGAAUAUGUAAACAGUGCGAGGUAUGCGCUGCGAAUGCAGACGCGCCACCGAGACAAGUACCUCGCAUGUGGCCGUGGCCUAAUAAACCGUGGUCCAGACUGCACCUAGAUUUCAUGGGCCCUAUGUUAGGGCAAACAUAUUUAGUGGUAGUAGAUGCAACAUCUAAAUGGAUGGAAAUAAUUAGGGUAUCGAGCACGGCGGCAACGGGAGUAAUAGAUAAAGUUAGUGAACUAUUUAGUAGGUUCGGACUGCCUAAACAAAUUGUCACGGAUAAUGGACCACCCUUUACAAGCUCAGAAUUUAAAAAUUUUACUAGUAGUCAGGGGAUUGAACAUAUUUUUACGGCUCCAUACCACCCGGCCUCAAAUGGAUUAGCCGAAAACGCAGUUAAAACAUUAAAAAAAGUAAUUAAAAAGGCGGUUGUAGAGAAACAAAACAUAAAUAAAGCACUUUGGACGUAUUUGUUAUACUAUAGAAAUACCGAACAUUCGACAACUGGGGAAUGCCCAGCGGUUAUACUAUUAGGCCGUCGACUACGCACUAGAUUAGAUGUUAUAAAACCAGAUAGGGAGAGUAAAGUUUACAAAGCUCAGCAGAAACAAAGAGAAUCAUUUAAGGGGACAAGUAGAAAGAUGCAGGUAGACGAUGAGGUAUGGUAUAGGCAUUCACAGUGGUUAUUACUGGUGAUAUUAACAUAG